UGCUAUUUCCCCUGCCGACAAACCCCUCUCGGAUGUGGUCAAGAAACAUUGAAUCAGAAAAUGGUGAUUGGAACGUAAAGGUAUGCAAUAUUGCUUUCUGGAUGAGAUUUAUUGCUUGUCUCUAGUGAAGACCUAGCUUAGCCUAUGAGCAUAGCAUAUCUUCACGUUGGUUAGAAAAAGAAUAAAAGGCCACUUUAAUGCUGCUUUGAAUCAUUCUUUUUCUUAACAUGCGAAAGAUCAGACAGGGACAAACUUUCAAAUUCAGCCAUGAGUCCCCGAACAGAGAGCGUUGGCCAAUACUUACACGGGGCUCACGACUUUCGUCUGGAAAGCAAGCCUCUGGUAGAGCCUGCUUCUGACGAAGUUCAAGUGGUCCCUCGGUCGACAUCACUGUGUGGAUCGGACCUUCAUUAUUAUAACCACUACCGCAAUGGUAGUUUUGUGGUCCAAGAGCCUCUUUGCUUAGGACAUGAAUCGGCUGGGCAAAUCGUCGCUCUGGGAUCCAGGGUCGCUCAUCUUAACCCGACGCUCGCUGUUGGGGACCGUGUUGCGCUCGAAGUAGGAAUACCUUGCGAGACCUGCGCAGAUUGCCAAAACGGGCGUUAUAAUAUCUGCAAGGAGCUGCGCUUUCGCAGUUCCGGGUCAAAGUUUCCUCAUUUUCAAGGCACACUUCAGAGCAGCAUCAAUCAUCCAGUCAAAUGGGUUCACAAGCUCCCCGAGGGCCUGGAUUACGAGACGGGGGCCCUUCUAGAGCCGCUGGCUGUUGCAAUUCAUGCUGUGCGUAGGGCGAACAGUAGUCGCAGCCAUAAAUUAGGUAACCAACGAACCUGUUUAAUAUUCGGUGCUGGUCCCGUGGGGCUUUUAUGUUCAGUUGGAGCGAAGGCAGACGGGUUUCAGAAGGUAAUAAUCGCGGAUAUUGAUCAAGGCCGUCUGCAAUUUGCCCUCGAAAACGAUUUCGCCUCGACGAUAUAUCGAGUUCCGCUCAAAAGAGGACAGACAAUUGAGGAGAAGCUCGAGAUUGCGAAGGAAACGGCGGCCGAAAUCGCAAAGCUCCAAUGGCCCGACGGCAACACUGUUGGGCAGGUCGACUGCGUUUUUGAAUGUACCGGAGUGGAAUCAUGUAUACAAUCCUCAGUUUAUGCAACCAAAUCAGGUGGACGAGUUGUUUUUGUCGGAAUGGGGACACCUAACUGUACAAUGCCCGUUUCAGAAAUUCUAGCGAAAGAGAUCGAUUUAAUUCCAACCUGGCGGUAUGCCAAUGCGUAUCCGAGAGCCAUUGAGAUUGCUACUAAGUCUGUUACGGGUACGACUCUCCCUGAUAUUCGUAGACUUGUUACACAUCGAUACGAAGGACUCGAGUCGGUACCGGCGGCGUUCCAGACAGCUGGUAAAACAAAGGAUGGAAUAGGAGGAUUGGUGAUGAAAACAGUUGUAAACUUCUCAACAUUAAAGUCUUCCAGACACUAA
Messenger RNA from Talaromyces proteolyticus, 1467 nucleotides. Its product is annotated as alcohol dehydrogenase. Gene Ontology annotation, biological process: D-sorbitol catabolic process. Gene Ontology annotation, molecular function: L-iditol 2-dehydrogenase (NAD+) activity; zinc ion binding. The record is from RefSeq and is a predicted model, not a curated record. Bases 268 to 1467 code for a protein of 399 amino acids. The transcript is spliced from 2 exons. Lineage: Eukaryota; Fungi; Ascomycota; Eurotiomycetes; Eurotiales; Trichocomaceae.